CAGAUCGUUCGGUGGUAUCGAUCAGCGCGCAUCGGGUGCAGUCUGUCAUUAGGAUUUAUGAGCUUCCGCGCGCGCUCUCGUACUUUCUCGGAAUCUCAGCUGCUCCCCAGUGAUGUCGACGGGAUUUCUGCGUCGCGCUUUGUACAUAUAGCAAUUCGUACAUAUGUCAAUCGCCACUCUCGCCCCGACUUUAUUAUCGUAACGCCGUGUCGUAACCGCAGCCUCUCUCCUAGACUGUUCCGAUUUUCUCUCCUUCUUUCUCUCUCCUUUUCGCGAUUUGGAGCACCUCGGGCCAUUUUUCUACCUUCUUGAUCCCAAAACAAACGUACUUCCCGCGAGCCGCAAUGACUGAGACAAAUGGGGCCGCGAAUCUGAAUACGAAGAAUGGCAAUUUCAUCUGUGGUGUGGUGGAAGGUUUCUAUGGUCGACCAUGGACUACCGAGCAACGAAAGGAUCUCUUUCAAAAAUUGAAAAAAUGGGGAAUGGAUUCUUACCUGUAUGCACCAAAAGAUGAUUACAAACAUCGUGCUUAUUGGAGAGAUUUAUAUACAGUAGAGGAAGCGGAGCAUCUGACUGGUUUGAUUACAGCUGCUAGAGAAUAUGGGAUAACUUUUUAUUAUGCAUUAUCCCCAGGAUUAGAUAUCACAUAUUCCAGUUCAAAGGAAGUCACUGCCUUGAAAAGAAAGCUGGAACAAGUCAGUCAAUUUGGUUGUACAGCGUUUGCAUUGUUAUUUGACGAUAUAGAACCAGAAAUGAGUGAAGCUGACAAAGAAGUGUUUCAGUCAUUUGCACAUGCUCAGGUUUCUGUCACAAACGAUAUUUUUCAACAUCUCGGUCAGCCUCGUUUCCUCUUAUGUCCUACACAAUAUUGCGCGACCCGUGCAAUGCCAAAUGUCGCAUCUUCAGAAUAUCUCAAUACUCUCGGAAAUAAAUUAGCUCAAGAAAUCGACAUAAUGUGGACUGGACCUAAAGUCAUAUCAAGACUUUUAACUGUAGAAUCCAUUCAAGAAAUUACAGAAGUGCUCAGGAGGCCGCCUGUUAUCUGGGAUAAUUUACAUGCUAACGAUUAUGAUCAGAAAAGAGUGUUUCUCGGACCAUAUGCUGGUCGUUCUCCCGAUCUUAUUCCUAAACUUAGAGGAGUUUUAACUAAUCCUAAUUGCGAAUAUGGAGCUAACUUUAUAGCAAUUCAUACAUUAGCUCAAUGGAGCAGAUGCAAUGUGGAUGGAAAGAGAGACCUAAGUUUAAAUGACACUGUAUCAGCUGAUAUUAAAUUAGAAACCGAAACAGAGGAUGGUGUUCUUGGUGAAGAUGUUCCAUCGACAUUAUCCCCGAAUAUGUAUCAUCCUCGACACGCUCUGAAAAAUGCAAUAAUCGAAUGGUUAUUAGAAUUUAAUAAAAAGAAAGCAGCUUGGGGUGUAAUAGCUAAACCACAACCAUGUGUCGCGCCUACGAUACCUAUUCCAAUAAUACCCUCUGUCAAUACAUGUAUGAGUCUUACAUCGACGACUACAACUACAGUUCCUGCCACAUCUACAUCUGGGACAAAUUCUAAUCAUCUUCAAGCAUUGGCGGAAGUUUGCUCAACUGUAACAUGUAGCGAUAGCUUCGCACAACCUUCAUCUGGACCUGUAAUGAAUUCAUUAGUAUCAGACAUAAAGGUGGUCAGUGAACCCAUUUUGACUACAUUAUCCACUAUGACCAGCGACCCACCGUCAACAGGGUUAUCUUCCAUAGAACCUAUGGAUUGUAAUACAACUCCAAACAAUUCGCCGGCGCAUGUAGCAAAAAUUCCAACGGAAGAUGAUGCUAUGGUAGAUAAUAUUUCUACAUGCAGUGAAGCUUCUGGAAGUAUGCAAGUAGAAGUAGACAAUACCUCUCCCACAGUUAAUGGUACACAAAUGAUAAUAGAAAAUGAUAGCGAAAAUCAUGAAAGUUCCGAUAACACAGAUGUGAUACCUCAAGAAUCUGUGGAUAUCGAUAAGCAGCUCACGCAAGAAGAUCUAUCACUUUUGUGUGAUCUAUUUUAUUUACCAUUUGAGCAUGGUGGCCAAGGAAUUCAAUUGUUGCAAGAAUUUAAUUGGUUAAAAAGUAAUGCGUAUCUUGUUAUGAAAAAAUCUAAAGACGAAGAACCAACGUCUGAAUCAGCUAUCGAAGAAUGGCAUCUUCGUGCAGCUAAAUUAAACGAUAUGUGUAAUGGGGUAAAUAGAUUAUUCCAAAGGCUCACAUACUGUAAUAAUCGCGAGUUGCUAUAUGAUCUGUAUGCGUAUGUAUGGGAUAUGAGGGGAGUUGUGUCCCUCCUAAAUAGUUACGUGAAAUGGCUGGCGUUUGGCAGAUUUCCAUCAACGAUGACGACGUUUACCCAGGGCAGCUACACAUGGUUUUCAAAUGGUUGGAAAGAAACAUUUAUGAGUGGAGACCAGGAGCCAUGGGUUUUUCGUGGUGGGCUUACAGCUGAUUUACAGAGAUUAAUUCCAGUGGAUAGUGGUAACGACUUAUUUGUCUAUAAAGCACCGGAAGUGCCCAAUAGUAAAAUAUAUACAAUUCGGCCAUAUUUAUCUAUCGAUGAAGAAGCAAUCUAUGCAGUUUGCAAUCAAAUUAAUAAUUGUACGACUUCAUCAGCUGUCGCAGACAGACUUGUUGGAGGAUAUCUUACCUUGAGUCCAGAGUUAUGUAUGGUUGUUGAAGAUGAAAACGGUAUAGUGGGUUAUGCAAUGGCUGCCCUAAAUGUAAAAUCACAUAAUCAGAAAAUGGCUGUUUCUUGGAUCCCUGAAUUGCGAAUGAAGUAUCCUUUAGAUAGUAGCAUUAACGAGUUGCCACAAAACGUUCAGGAUGCCAUACAAUAUUUCCAUUCAUUUAUUCCGGAUGUGGCAGAACAAUUGUGCAGGCAACAUCCAUCGAAACUUAUUUGCGCUGUAUUACCAAGUGUAACAGAUCAGUCUAUUUGUAAACGUUUAAUAACCUGUAUUCUUGCGGCUUUAAGAGCAAAUGGUUCUUUCGGAGUACAUACAACGCUAUCGUCAACAGAUAAAGAAUCCCACGAAUUUUAUGGCAAACUGGGUUUUGUUGAUUUAAAUCCGGCACACGAGGAAUAUCCUGGAAUUAAGACUAUGUGUAGAAGUUUCUAACAAAGAAUCAGUGCUCCGGUGAUAUUUGUCAACAAGGUAUAUUUACUUGGACCAUCUCCUAAAAAAACGAUGUUUUCUUAGGGAAAUAAUUAAUAAUUUAAAAUUAAUAGUUUUAAGAGACUAUUAAUAAAAUUGAGCGCCUUUGUUGAACCUGUAAGCACGCCAAUCCGAUAGAUUAAAAAAAUAAGUGUACUUCUUUCAGAAGUAUUUUAUAAUCAGAUCACUAAUAUUCUGAUUUGUAAUCUUUCUAUGGCAUCAAACUCUUCAGAAACUUUUGUUUGAUACAAGUAUAUACAUCUGUAUGUAUGGUAUAAUUAAUUGAUGCUAAUUAAUAUUAUAUUUUAAUAUCAUAUAAUGAUAUUUCAUUAAUCAUAACAAUAUGUCAAGAAACACAUUAAUAAGCAUACAUAGUGCAAUAACUCUAGAUUCGUUUUCAACAUAAUAUGUGAAUUCGAUUCUUUCUUAAUAGUCUAUUGCAACAUUAUAACAAUUCAGUAUCUUUCAUUGGUUUUAAUAAUAUGUAUAUAAAAUUCUGAAUAGAGAAAAAAGAGUCAAAGAAGAAGAAUAUAUGUGUGUAUAUGUGUGAUAUGUGUGUGAAAUGCCAGUAUGUGUGUUCAUUAAUGAGUUAUCUAAACUUUCAUUGAAAACUAUUUUCUUAUCAAAAUCAUAUAUAAAAGUAAUCGAAUAUAAUUUUAAAGCACAUCUUUUUU
This is a messenger RNA of Camponotus floridanus (Florida carpenter ant), 3835 nucleotides long. It is a transcript of the gene Oga, whose product is annotated as protein O-GlcNAcase. The record is from RefSeq and is a predicted model, not a curated record. Lineage: Eukaryota; Metazoa; Arthropoda; Insecta; Hymenoptera; Formicidae. The transcript is spliced from 13 exons. Gene Ontology annotation, molecular function: beta-N-acetylglucosaminidase activity. Gene Ontology annotation, biological process: glycoprotein metabolic process. Bases 345 to 3125 code for a protein of 926 amino acids.